Metarhizium acridum CQMa 102 is the source of this 1287-nucleotide messenger RNA. Lineage: Eukaryota; Fungi; Ascomycota; Sordariomycetes; Hypocreales; Clavicipitaceae. The record is from RefSeq and is a predicted model, not a curated record.
AUGGACACAUGGAGCCCUUGGUCGUCUUGGGCCUACGAUCAGGAACAACAGAUUACGUAUCGUGUUCGGCAGGACAGAAACGAUUAUGAUUACAACUAUGAUACCCCUCGAGAAUCUGGGGAUGUUGCGGGAAUAACUCAAAGCCUAGGAAAUACCCGUCUCUCUCCCUCUUCCUCGAGCUACGAACAGCAGCCACCCAAUUCACCAGCUAGUCAUAAGGACAAGGAACGGUCCAAAGCAUCCAAGUCGAAAAGCAAGGACAAGGACAGGUCAUCAAAAGAGAAGAGCAGCAGCAGCAGCAGCAGCAAACAUUACUCGCAUGAUAAGACUUCUCCCUAUCGUAAAGGGUAUGGAAGCUCUUCAGCUUCGGCGUCUUCUCACGGCCUUGGAAGCUCUUCCACCACGCCGCAACAGAGCUCCCAUCCCCCCUCAUAUGAUCAAGCACAGUCACAAUACUCAUAUGAUACGCAGAAAUACGUCAUGCCAGGGGACUACCAGACAUCGGAGGCACCUUACGCAUCUACUCAGGGCUCUGGCUAUGCUACGACUCAUGCUCAACAGCCGCUGCCACCAGGCUACGAUGAUAUCCAAAACCUGACAUAUGGCAUGGGUCAAGCUGCGGCCGGCCCGUCAGACUUGAAUUACUCUGUUUCAGCACAUACCUACGAGCAAGAGGAUGAUGGCGCUUCCACUCCUCGAAAUUACAUUGCCGCAGAUAUGGGAGAUGAAUUUGACGCAAUUGAUCCAAGGUACCGAGUUGAACACUCAAAUAAAUUCGAGCCUGGAGCGAUUUUCAAGGUGCUCUGGUCCGAACCCAAAGGAUCCGCGGACGGUCCAAAACAUCCCAGUGUUUCUGGGAAGCAAGAAGUACAGAACAAAUAUGGUGCGAAAUUCCAUGUGGGAUUUCGCCGCUUCAUCGUGAUCGCAAAUGACCAUGGGCAUUGUACCUGCGUCCCGAUUCUCACCUAUGGCGGCAGAGGCUGUAAGAAGUCUGGUGUUAAACCCAACAAGCAUGGAAUCGUUUACGAAGCAGGCCAGAGACCUCGCCAGGUCGAAGGUGAGCCUCGGCUAGGAUUUCAGGCCGUUCAGGUUCACCUGACAGAAGAUGGUGAGAAACUUUCCAGAGAGUCUCGCGUAAAUUAUUCCAAGCUGGUGACUAUUGAACACAACGUCAAUGUCUUUUUCAUUGGAUUUGUUGCGCAAAAUAGCUGGCCCAUUGUUGAGGAAGCCGUCAAUCAAUGUUGGGACCAAAAGGUCCACCACCGACAUCCAAAGCAUGAGAGAUAG